Didymodactylos carnosus is the source of this 1567-nucleotide messenger RNA. The record is from the annotation of a GenBank genome assembly. NCBI's taxonomy places the organism in Eukaryota, Metazoa, Rotifera, Eurotatoria, Philodinida, Philodinidae.
AAUCUUCUACAAAUAUUACUCAUAUUUACUGCACAGAUUGAUGAAAAAUUUUUCUCUUUAUACUUGAAAAUCGAGCUGGGGUCCGUACGGACCCCACUCGAGUAAAAGUUUAGUAGUCAAUAGGUGGCGAAAUGAGGGUUAACUAAUAUGGAAAUUAAUUAUAUUCAUUUAUUGUUAGAGAAUUGUAAUGACUGCCCAUUGACAAUAAUUAGAAAAUAUGCAAGUACUGAUGAACUGUUUUCUCUUCAUAGUACACCGCACGAGCGGAAGUGGAAACGACAGAAUAAUCACCACACAGAUGUGCUCAAAGAGAAAAUAGUCUCACACGUGAAGAACAUUGAUUCUAUUGCCACUAAGAGUUCUUUAUCGCUAGUCACUAAGGGCGAGACAGUUUCAGUUUAGUUCUUCAGAACGAGAAGUGAUCAUCAUUUCUUUUCAAAUAUUCCAUACAAAAAGAACAGCACAGCCCAGGCAUAUUGGUUCCGUUCAGUCAUAGUACCUAGGUUGUGCUUUUUUUCUACUAAAGAAUUCUAGAAAGAAAUAGUGAUCAGUUCUGCAUCGAAUUUCAGAAGCAUACUUGUAUCUAUUGUUGGGUAAUUGGUCGUCGUCUGAAAUUCAACGUUGCUUUGAAAUUUAUCCAGUAUCGUCUUCGAGGUAUACACAGCCAUUCUGGCCACAUAUCUAUACUUACAUUGACUGGUUUCUUUAAGGGUUAAUUGUUGUUCUCUGUAAUGGGGAUAUUUAUUUUGACCAUACACUUCGUUUAUUACGGAACAUAACACAUAUGGAACAAAAAGUAAUUGCAUUAAGCGUUAUUGAAACAUCUAUUGACGGUAAUCCAACAGAUAAAAGGUGUUUUGGUGUUCAUAAACAUUGGGGCAGUUAUGACACAUAUAUUAUUCAUCCACCGAUUAUUAGUGAGAACUUCGAACGAAUAUUGAAUGUAACUGAUAUCGAUAUUGGCGGAGUACUAGGUGGUGAAAAUCGACUUUUGUAUGAAAUGAAUAGAAUAUUGAAUUUAACUGCAUAUAAUCCAUGUAGAAUAAUCAAAGCUUACCAUUUACAUGCAAGUAAUGUUCGGACUAAUAGUUUCAAAGUAAGAAUUAAUCGCAAUGGGAAAUCGUUGCAACUACCGCCAAUUGAUUAUUUACCAUGAAUAAUAAACCAAUGUGUAAACCAGUAGUUCUUCAGUUAUUCAGGACUGUUUUAUUUCAAACUUGGAUCGUCCACGUGACCUUCCAGCAUUACACACUUACCAUAUAAGUUAGAUACUGUAAAACAUUGAGAAUUAUGAAUUUCGUUGUAUUUUACUUUGGGGAGUUUAAGUUCAAAACUUCCAUUCAAAAUGUUUUUUCGAUUGGUUUAAGCUUUAUUUAUUUAUCAAGGUUACAAAGAAGAACAUGUAAAAUCCGGCAUUAAAGCGGAUAAAUCCAUUUUCUCAGUGUCGAAAGUUACUGUAGUUAAUAUAAGGGAAAAGUAACAAAUGAAUAGGUUAAUAACAUGAAGGUAUCAGAGAAAGAUUUAGGUAAAAAUAAAAAAUAGACAAGUCAAGAUAAAAAUGAGAGUG